This is a messenger RNA of Eupeodes corollae, 8481 nucleotides long. RefSeq names its product filamin-A (gene cher). Lineage: Eukaryota; Metazoa; Arthropoda; Insecta; Diptera; Syrphidae. The record is from RefSeq and is a predicted model, not a curated record. The transcript is spliced from 18 exons. Gene Ontology annotation, molecular function: actin filament binding. The coding region runs from base 47 to 7768 and encodes 2573 amino acids. Gene Ontology annotation, biological process: actin cytoskeleton organization.
AUAAAAUAACAAUAAAAGAAAAGUUUAAAAAAAAGUGCCAAUCAAUAUGUAUACUCGAAACUCAACGACAAUAAAGUCAGGCCGCACUGGUAAUGGUACUGGUGGUGGUGCUGGUGGUAGCGGUAGUGGGGAUAAUACCGGCUACGUCAUGGCUGGUGGAGCACCAAAUUCCUUUCAACCAGUUGAAGGUGGACCGCGUGCGCGUACGGAUCUAACGGCAAAUAUUGACCGUCAUUUAAUUCAAAAUAAUAAUAAUAAUAGUAAAAAUAUAAAUAGCGGCUUCGGCUUUAGCCAAUUAAAUCUCUACACAAAAGGCAAUAUCAAUCAAAUUAAUACCCCAAAUCUCGAACCACAAGGAUAUCAAUAUCAGUAUCCUGUGCACGAUCAACAGCAGCAGCAGCAGUUCUAUCAACACCCGCAACAGAGCCAACAGCAGCAAAAGCAGAAACUAUUUCAACAGCAAACACUCAGCAGCGCCGGCAGCGUUGAUUACUAUCAACAACAACAGGACGAGAAUUUUGACGAAGACAUGGAAGCAGAACGUGAUCUGGCCGAAGACGCCCAAUGGAAGAAGAUCCAACAGAAUACAUUCACUCGCUGGGCGAAUGAACAUCUAAAAACAAUCGAUCGUUCGAUUGCUAGUCUCGAGACAGAUCUAUCCGAUGGAUUGCGUUUGAUUGCCCUCAUUGAAGUUCUAUCCCAAAAACGCAUGCCCAAGUAUAAUAAGAGGCCAACAUUCCGUAGUCAGAAAUUGGAGAAUGUUUCCGUGGCGCUUAAGUUUCUCGAAGAUGAAGGAAUUAAAAUUGUUAAUAUUGACUCCUCAGAUAUUGUAGACUGCAAAUUGAAACUUAUUCUUGGCUUAAUAUGGACCCUAAUUCUUCAUUAUUCCAUCUCAAUGCCAGCGUGGGAGGGAGAAGACGAAAAUCAAAUGAAUGGAACAGGUGCAACACCUAAACAGAGACUUCUCAACUGGAUCCAUACGAGAAUUCCAGAGAUGCCAAUCAAUAACUUCACAAAUGACUGGACUAGCGGAAAGGCUGUUGGUGCUUUAGUUGAUGCUUGUGCACCAGGUCUCUGCCCCGAUUGGGAUAUGUGGGAUCCAAAGGAUGCCGUACAAAAUGCAUCUGAAGCCAUGGGCUUGGCCGAUGACUGGCUUAAUGUUCGUCAAUUAAUCAAACCAGAAGAAUUGGUUAAUCCAAAUGUUGAUGAACAAUCAAUGAUGACAUAUUUAUCACAAUAUCCAAAUGCAAAAUUGAAGACUGGUGCUCCGUUAAGACCAAAGACCAAUCCAAACAGCAUUCCUCCUCCCCGAGUACGUGCUUAUGGUCCAGGAAUUGAACCAGUUGGUCCAGUUGUUGCUGCUCCAGCCAAUUUCACCGUCGAAACAUUCUCCGCUGGCAAGGGCAAUGUUGAAGUUGAGAUCAUCGGUCCCAAUGGUCAACCAGAAAAAGCUGAAGUUCGUUUCAACAAUGACAAAAACCUGACCUAUUCAAUUUCGUAUAUCCCCAAAAUGGAAGGUGAUCACAAAGUUUAUGUGAAAUAUUCGGGUCGUGAUAUUCCAAAGAGUCCCUUCAAUGUCAAGGUCGAAGGGCAUGCUGGUGAUGCUUCUAAGGUUAAAGCAACUGGUCCCGGACUACAGCCAAGUGGAGUAUAUAUCAAUAAACCAACAUUCUUUGAUAUUUUAACGAAGGGUGCUGGUCGUGGAGUACCAGAAGUUAUCAUUAUCGAUCCAGCAAAUCACAAGACUUCGGUUCCGGCCAAGGUCAGACAGGUUGAAGAUGACGUUUGGCGUUGUGAAUACGUUACCCCAUUGACUGGUCUUCAUUCGAUCAAUGUUUUCUAUGCUGGAACUCCAAUUCCAAACAGUCCCUUCCCCGUUAAGGUGUCUCCACUAUCCGACGCCCGGAAGGUUCGUGCAAGUGGACGUGGUCUGCAGAGCACUGGUGUAAGAGUUGGUGACGAUGCCGAUUUUAAGGUGUACACAGAUGGCGCUGGAGAGGGUAUACCCGAGGUUAGGGUAAUUGGACCCGGUGGAUCAAAUCAAAAUGUGUCUCUCACCAAGGUAGACGGAACCACGUACGAAGCUCAUUAUUUCCCAUCAAAGGAAGGCCGCUAUGUUGUUAUGGUGACCUUUGGAGGACAGGAAGUUCCCAAGAGUCCAUUCGAAGUAAAGGUUGGACCCAAGAAGGAAUCGUCUAUUGUUGCAUACGGACCUGGUCUGACAGGUGGUGUGAUUGGAUACCCAGCCGCAUUUGUAGUUGAGACCAAUGGUGAAACUGGUGCGCUAGGUUUUACUGUUGCCGGACCUUCACAAGCUGAAAUUGAAUGUCAUGAUAACGGUGAUGGCUCAGCUUUGGUCAAAUACCAUCCAACAGCCGUAGGAGAGUAUGCUGUCCACAUUCUAUGCGACAACGAAGACAUCCCCAAGAGUCCAUUCAUUGCACAAAUCCUACCAAGAACCGACUUCCAUCCUGAACUCGUUAAGUCAUUCGGUCCUGGUUUGGAGAAGAAUGGUAUCACUAUUGGUGAACCAACAUCGUUCACAGUUGACACCUCAAAGGCUGGAAAUGCUCCUCUGGAGGUAGUUGUUGAAGAUGUUUAUGCAACCAAGAUUCCAGUUACCGUUCAAGAUAAGCCCGAUGGAACAAAACUUUGUACUUAUACUCCAACUUCUGGGGUUCCUCAUACUGUAGAAGUAAACUAUGGAUGUGUCGCAACUCCAAACUCCCCACAUCGUGUCUACGUUGGUGUUCCAGUUGAUCCAACAAAGGUCCAAGCUUUCGGACCCUGGCUGGAACCAGGUGUCCGCCCAAAUGUUGCCACACACUUCAAUGUUGACGCUCGUGAGGCUGGUGAUGCUGAACUCCAAGUCAAGAUCAUUCACGAAGAAACUAAAGCCGAGGUUCCAUGCCGUGUCAUCGACAAUGAUGACAACACCUACACCGUUGAAGUCAUCCCUCCGGCAAACGGUGCCUAUACAACUUCCAUGACCUACGGUGGCCUUCGAGUUCCACUCGGACCAAAGGUUGUCGUUCAGCACACCGUUGAUGUGUCCAAGAUCAAAGUGGACGGUCUCGAACCAACUGCACCAUUGAAUAGUCUACAGCAGUUCCGGGUCAUUACUAAUGGCCUCCCGAGGGCGGAUCUGUCGGUAACAAUCACAAGUCCAUCUGGGAAUCGAGUUAAGGCCCAUAUUAUACCAACUGCCGAAGGCUUCCUGGUCAAUUUUACACCUACCCAACUGGGCGAGUACCUUCUGAGUAUUUGUUUCGGAGGAAGUCCCAUUACCCCACGACCGUUUAGAUUGCAGUGCCUCGUUGGCAGUGACUCGAACAAAGUUCGAGCUUUUGGUCCAGGUCUUGAACGGGGAAUAAUAGGCCAGCCGGCCGAAUUCAUUAUCGAUACCAGAGGAGCCGGUCAGGGAGGACUUGGAGUUACCGUAGAGGGACCCUGCGAAGCGGCCAUUAACUGUCGUGACAAUGGCGAUGGUACUUGUAAUGUUGCCUAUUUGCCAACUGAAAUCGGAGACUAUACGGUAAAUGUAACAUUCAAUGAUCGCCACGUCAACGGAUCACCCUUUCAGCCAAUCAUUGUUCCGCUGCCAAAUUUAAACAAGAUCCGGGUAACUGGAAUAGGGAUUCAGCCACAUGGUGUCAUAAUGAACGCUCCCGUUGACUUUUCGGUUGACAUGAGCAAGGUCGGUAACGAUAUCGACUCAAAGAAGCUGACUUGUGCCAUCUUUGACCCCAAGGGCAAUGUUCUGCCAAGCAAGGUGGUCCCUGGACAGAAGGAUGACGUUUUCGGAAUCAUGUACACACCAUUCGAAGCCGGACGACACACAAUUGAAUUGAUGUACGACAAUGUCCCAGUGCCUGGAUCACCAUUUGUCGUUCAUGUGAAGAGUGGCUGUGAUCCAUCACGCUGCAAGGCCUACGGUCCAGGUCUUGAGAAAGGAUUCACUAACAAAAACAACAAAUUCACCGUGGAAACCAAGGGUGCCGGAACCGGUGGUCUUUCGUUGGCCAUUGAAGGACCCUCUGAGGCUAAGAUGAGCUGCAUUGACAACAGGGACGGCAGCUGCGACGUCGAGUAUGUGGCAACUGAUCCUGGUGAAUAUGACAUAACCAUCCGUUUUGCUGACAAACAUAUUCCCGGAUCACCAUUCCGUGUGGCUGUCGAACAAACUGUCGAUCCAUCAAAGGUUCAGGUCUACGGACCUGGUAUCGAACCUGAUCAAGUGAGAGAAGGCGUUCCAACCUAUUUCAAUGUCGAUGUUGCUCAAGCUGGUCCCGGACGUAUUGCCGUUAAAGUGACAAACUCUGAAGGUAUCGCUGUGGAUAAUCUGAAAGUCGAAGAGAAGGGUAAUGGAGUGUAUGCUGUGCACUAUGUUCCACCCAAGCAAGGAUCAGUACUUACGUGCCAAGUUAAGUUCUCAGAUGUUGAAGUCCCAUGCAGCCCCUUCGUUAUGACUGUCAUGCCCAAGGCUGAACCAGAAAAUGUAAAAAUUUUGGGCAGCACCGAAAAGAAGAAGCUCCCAGCCUCGCUACCAGCUAAAUUCCAAAUCGACACAAAAACAGCUGGAGAAGCUGACAUCAAUGUCGAAAUUAAGAAUCCCAAAGGCAAACCAAUCCAUCCAAUUCUGGAGAAGAUCGACAAUAACACAUAUCUGCUGUCAUUCAUCCCCGACGAAUGUGGAACAUACCACAUUAGCGUGCUCUAUGGCGACAAACACAUCCAAGGAUCUCCAUUUACUCUGCAAGCAUUUGCCACUGGAGAGGCUAAGAAAUGUAAACUCGUUGCUGAAGCCCCCAAAAUUCAGCCAUCAGGCAGCAAGAGUCAUCUAAGUGUAGAUGCUAGGGACGCCGGUGAUGGUGCUGUAACCUGUAAAGUCACUUCAAAGAGUGGAAAGGAAAUCGUUGACAUCGAUGUGAUUGAAAAAGACGGUCUUUUCGAUAUCUACUACGCUUUGAAAGACCCCGGCGAGUACGACAUCAAUGUUAAAUUUGGUGGACAGAAUAUACCAAAUGGUAGCUUCUCAAUUAAGGCUGUUGAAAGUAUCGAAGAAUACCAUAAGACAUCAUAUCUCGAACAAUCUCACACUGUUGUACAAAAAUCUGUUACAACUGCUGAGCAAAUUAUAAAAGAACAACAUACUUUGGUCAACGGAAAAUCUGAAAUCACAUACAGAACAGUAACUUUAGAGAAAUUACCAUUGCCAAGUACUGGAGGAAACGUUAUUGCUGAAGUAAAAAUGCCAAGUGGAAAAGUUGAUCAACCCGUCAUUGAAGACAACCGUGAUGGUACCGUUUCGAUUAAAUACGAUCCCAAGGAGGAAGGUAUUCACGAACUAGUUGUCAAGUACAAUGGAGAACAAGUUCAAGGUUCACCUUACAAAUUCCAUGUUGAUUCGAUUUCAUCUGGCUACGUUACGGCAUACGGCCCUGGUUUAACCCAUGGUGUAUCUGGAGAGCCAUGCAACUUCACCAUUUCCACCAAGGGUGCUGGUGCAGGCGGUCUUUCUCUAGCUGUUGAAGGACCUAGCAAGGCUGAUAUUCGUUACCAUGACAACAAAGAUGGUACAGUUUCAGUGACAUACCUUCCCACUGCUCCUGGUGAAUACCAAAUUGCAGUUCGUUUCGGUGAUAAGAACAUCAAGGGAUCACCAUUCUUUGCCAAAAUCACUGGUGAAGGUCGCAAACGUAAUCAAAUUUCCGUUGGUUCCUGCUCGGAAGUCACACUCCCAGGUCAGGUCACCGAUGAUGAUUUGAGGGCAUUGAAUGCCUCUAUUCAAGCUCCUGGAGGUCUUGAGGAACCAUGUUUCUUGAAGCGUAUGCCAAGCGGUAAUAUUGGCAUUUCCUUUACUCCCCGUGAAACUGGUGAGCACAUGGUGUCGGUAAAACGUAUGGGCAAGCAUAUCCCGAACUCACCAUUCAAGGUGACCGUUUGUGAGCGUGAAGUCGGUGAUGCCAAGAAAGUGAAAGUAUCUGGCAAGGGACUGGAAGAGGGUAAAACUCAUGCGGAUAACAUUUUUGCCGUCGACACUCGCAAUGCUGGUUAUGGUGGUCUUUCGCUGUCAAUUGAAGGUCCCAGCAAAGCUGAGAUUCAGUGUACCGAUCAGGAUGAUGGAACUUUGAGUAUCUCCUACAAGCCCACCGAACCUGGGUACUAUAUUGUAAAUUUGAAGUUCGCCGAUCAUCAUGUCGAGGGAUCGCCGUUUACUGUCAAGGUAACAGGUGAAGGUUCAAACCGAAAGCGUGAGAAGAUUCAGCGUGAGCGUGAUGCAGUGCCACUCACUGAAAUCGGAAGUCAGUGCAAGUUGACCUUCAAGAUGCCUGGUAUCACAUCCUUUGAUUUGGCAGCUUGUGUCACCUCUCCCAGCAAUGUCACUGAAGACGCUGAAAUCCAAGAAGUCGAAGACGGACUCUACUCUGUUCACUUCGUUCCAAAAGAACUUGGAAUCCACACUGUGUCUGUGCGUUACAAGGAAAUGCACAUUCCCGGAUCACCCUUCCAGUUCACAGUUGGUCCUCUUAGGGACUUUGGUUCCCAUUUAGUAAAGGCUGGCGGUCCUGGUUUGGAACGUGGUCAAGUUGGUGCACCAUCCGAAUUUAAUGUUUGGACUCGUGAAGCUGGUGGUGGCUCCCUUGCAAUUUCAGUUGAAGGACCUAGCAAGGCCGAAAUUGAAUUCAAGGACCGCAAGGACGGUUCCUGCGAUGUCUCCUACAAAGUCACCGAACCCGGCGAGUACCGUGUUGGAUUAAAAUUCAAUGACCGCCAUAUUCCAGACUCACCCUACAAGGUGUACAUUUCCCCAGAGCAAGGCGACGCCCACAAGCUUGAAGUCCAACAAUUCCCACAAGGAAAUAUUCAAGCUGAUGCACCAUACCAAUUUAUGGUUCGCAAGAACGGCGCCAAGGGUGAGCUCGAUGCUAAGAUUGUUGCCCCAUCGGGUACCGAUGAUGAUUGCUUCAUCCAGGUGAUUGACAGCGAAAUGUACUCUGUUCGUUUCUACCCGCGCGAAAACGGAAUCCAUGCAAUUCACGUUAAGUUCAAUGGAGUCCACAUACCCGGAUCGCCAUUCAGAAUCAAGGUUGGCAAGGACGUAGCUGAUCCAGCUUGUGUGCAUGCCACCGGAUUGGGCUUGGAGGAAGUUAAAACCGGACACAAGGCCGACUUCAUUAUUAAUACUUGCAAUGCUGGUGUUGGUUCGUUAUCUGUCACAAUUGAUGGUCCCUCGAAGGUGUGCCUUGAUUGUACGGAAGUCGAGGAGGGCUACAAGUGUAGAUACACACCCCUCCUGCCUGGUGACUACUAUGCUUCAAUCAAGUAUAACAACAUGCACAUCGUUGGAUCACCUUUCAAGAUCAACUGCACAGGUGAUAAACUUGCUGAUGAGGGUGCCCAGGAAACAUCGACAGUUAUUGUUGACACCGUGGCGAAGAUUGCCAAGAGCGGCAAGAACACAGGCGCGCAUAUCCCAAUCUUCAAAUCCGAUGCUUCCAAGAUCACAUCGAAGGGUAUGGGUCUGAAGAGAGGUUUCAUGGGUAAACAAAAUCAGUUUACAAUCGGUGCUACAGAUGCGGGCAACAACAUUCUCUAUGUUGGUAUGUACGGUCCCAAGGGUCCUUGCGAAGAAUUCAACAUCAAACAUACAGGACUCAACAACUACAACGUUAGCUACAUGGUGCGAGAGCGUGGCGAAUAUAUUCUCAUAGUCAAAUGGGGUGAAGAACAUAUUCCCGGAUCUCCAUUUAAGGUUGAAGUUUAAGUUAAAACAAACAAAAAAUUAAACACCCAAUACAUUGUAUUAAUUUUGUAUUUUAAUUCAUAAAAGAAAAAUAAGAAACUUUUCUCACGAGAAUAAAACUUUCAGUAAGUUAUUUUUAUUUUGUUAGUCAUUCAACAACAUUUUUUGUUUAUCAGUUUCUUUUUGCAAUAAUCAAUUAUGUUCCCUUUAUAAAUCUUGUCCUGAUUUACUUAUUAUAAUUAUUAUUUUGAUUUAAAAAUAUUUAAGUUAUGUUUUUUUUACGUAAUCACAUUUAUAAUCUUAGUAUUUACUGUAAAUAUCCGAUAGAAAAAAGAAAAGAAAAGAUUUUUAAAAAUUAUAAAAGUUCGAAAAAAAAUUUAACAUAAAAAUAAAUAUAAAAUUUAAGAAAUGAAAUUAAAUUAAAAGAUAUCGUUUAAUUUCUGUCGUCAUUUUUGUUCUGUAAUGAAGUAUUUAAUUUAAAUAUCAGUCUAAAAUACGGUAUACAAUUUUUGUUCUAUUGUUUUGAAACAUAAAAUAUGAAACUUUAAAAGAUUAAUAAUGUUUUUCUUUCUUAGAUUGUACUCUUUUCUUCCAUCCUAAAUAUUAAAUUAAAUAAGAGUUAAAAAUAUUCCCUGUAAAGUUAUGGGAAAAAUGUUAUGCUAUUAAAUGUAUUAUGUAAUGUUGUAUCUUUCAAUAUAUUUUACAAGGUUUAAAUAAAAAAUAAGAAAAUAUAA